GGGAAUCCUGAAAAGAAUAAAUGCACACCAAUUAGUUGUAGAAUUACAAGCAUACAAACACAUCACGAAGUUAGAGAGUGGGCAGACCGAGGAUGAAGGAGAGGAGGACAGAGAGAGUGAGGAUAAGGCGCUUCAGUCCAGGUUUCGUCUUUCGCAUGGUCUUAGGGUCGAAGCCGGGAUCGGAUUCGGGUGGCUUCGACAUCUGUGUCUGUGGGCUCUUCUCUUCGGAAGGUUGUGACGGAGACUCAGAGAUCUCCGCCAUUGCAGCAGCGGCAAGCAACCAAAGCUUCUAUAACAUCGAAUUGGCUUCGUUUCUAGCUCAAUUUGCAAUAGAUCGAUCAACUUGAGGCUAGCGAUAUUCAGAGUCCACACCUCCGCCGGCUCCCUCCAGUCCAAACCUCGCGCAGCUCUGAAACUCCGUUGGUCACCCAUCCUCUAUUCUUGACUUCGACUUCGCUCUGCAUUAGCCACUAUGCAACUUCUCAAGUCCUCAAUCAAUCAUCCAUUCACUCCACUCUCUUUCUCCCUCCUUCAUUGUCCUCCAUUGAUACUCACACAAAUGGUUCAGAGCUUGUAGCUUCGACAUGCGAUUGCUGCGUCCAUGGGCUAAUCACUUCAAGCUUGUCCUUUUGGCAUGUCAAGAAAAGCCUUCCAUUGCGAAGCUUCACGCUUUGAUAAUCUUGACCGGUACCUUCAUCCAAAAUGGCAUAAACGGCCAGCUCAGCUCUUAUGCACGUGUUGGUGAUAUCAAAUCAGCCCGUCAAGUGUUCGAUCAAAUGUCUCAACGAGGUGUUCAUGCAUGGAACGCCAUGAUUGUUGCCUAUUCUCGUAAAGGAUACCCAGACGAAGUUCUGAGUCUUUACCAUAGGAUGAUUUCUGAAGGGGUGAGACCCGACAGUUCCAUUUUUACUGUGGCAUUGAAGGUGUGCACUAGGUUGCUCGAUUUGAGAAUGGGGAUGGAGAUUUGGAGCAAGGCGGUGGAUUGUGGGUAUGGAAAUGAUGUCUUUGUCGGGUGUUCCGCGUUGAAUAUGUAUGCGAAGUGUGGGAAGAUGGAUGAAGCAAUGGAACUGUUCGAUAAAAUGCCAAGGAAGGAUAUAGUUUGUUGGACAACUAUGAUAUCUGGUUAUGCUCAGUGUGGAAGAGCAACAGAAGCUCUUGAUGUUUACAGAACAAUGCUAAAAGAGGGAAUGGAUGGAGAUGGGGUUGUCAUGUUGGGGUUGGUUCAAGCUAUUGCAAAUCUGGGUGACUCCAGAUUGAGUCUCUCAGUUCAUGGGUAUCUAAUUCGGAGAGAUAUACCAAUGGAUGUAGUAAUCCAAACCAGUCUUGUAGAUAUGUAUACUAAAACAGGACAUCUAAGACUUGCUUUUCAAGUGUUCUCGACAAUGACUCAUAAAAAUGUCAUAUCUUGGGCUGCUUUGAUUUCAGGUUUGGCUCAAAAUGGUUUUGCAGGAAACACACUUGAAUUGUUGGUAGAGAUGCAGAGUCAAGGCUAUGAACCUGACUUCGUUUGUCUUGUAAGUGCGCUUCUAGCUUGUUCACAAAUUGGGUGUCUCAAGUUGGGAAAAUCCAUCCAUGGAUAUCUUAUGAAGAGACUGGAUUUUGAGCGAGUUUCUGGAACUGCAGUUAUUGACAUGUAUUCCAAAUGUGGAUCACUUUCUUAUGCAUGUGCCCUUUUUGAUCAGAUGAGAUUUAAGGACACAGUUUCUUGGAAUGCAAUGAUUUCCACAUGUGGAGUCCGGAAUGGGAAGGAAGCUCUAUCACUGUUCCAACAGAUGAUAGAAACAAAUACGGAACCAGAUCAUGCAACUUUUGCUGCUCUUCUCUCUGCUUUAAGCCACUCAGGUCUUGUGCAAGAAGGUCGAUGCUGGUUCAAUUUCAUGAUCAAUGAAUUCAAGAUACCUGCAGAUGAGAAGCAUUAUGCUUGCAUGAUUGAUCUCCUGGCUCGUGCAGGCCAAGUUGAAGAAGCUUUGAAGUUGAUAGAUUCCAUGAAAGCUGAACCUGGGGUUGCUGUAUGGGUUGCCCUCCUUGGAGGUUGCUGCAACUAUGAGAAGUUUUUGGUUGGGGAGAAGGUGGCAAAGAAGGUUCUCGAGUUGAAUCCAGAUGAUCCUGGAAUAUAUGCCCUAGUCUCUAACUUCUUUGCCAAGGCACGUAAGUGGGAUGAAGUAGCUGAAGUGAAAAAGAUCAUGAAUAUGUCUGGAGUGAAAAAGGCCCCUGGUUUUAGUGUGAUUGAAGUGAAUGGAAAGCAACAUGCUUUUCUCAUGGAAGAUAAAAGCCACCAUCUUUGUAAGAAUAUUGUUUGUAUUUUGGAUAAUUUAGAUAUUGAAAUGAGAGUGGCAGGUUAUGUCAUGUUUGAUGAAUUUUUGCUGUUUGAUCUGGAAGAGGAUACUAAUGAAAAAGUUUACAGUAAACAAUAAAAUAUAGUUUA
This is a messenger RNA of Prosopis cineraria, 2425 nucleotides long. Its product is annotated as putative pentatricopeptide repeat-containing protein At3g25060, mitochondrial. The record is from RefSeq and is a predicted model, not a curated record. Lineage: Eukaryota; Viridiplantae; Streptophyta; Magnoliopsida; Fabales; Fabaceae. Gene Ontology annotation, biological process: RNA modification. Gene Ontology annotation, molecular function: protein binding; RNA binding.